Molecule: messenger RNA, 2668 nt
Organism: Hevea brasiliensis (rubber tree)
Lineage: Eukaryota; Viridiplantae; Streptophyta; Magnoliopsida; Malpighiales; Euphorbiaceae
Product: cation/H(+) antiporter 20-like
Exons: 4
Coding region: 119-2482 (787 amino acids)
Biological process (GO): proton transmembrane transport; regulation of pH
Cellular component (GO): membrane; endomembrane system
Molecular function (GO): antiporter activity
Source: RefSeq, a predicted model, not a curated record
CCACCACUGUCUCACCUUUAUAAAACCAUGCUUGUUGAUCCUAAAUUUCACCACAAUUAAUUGUAUCGAAGAACUCCUGUUGAGAACGAAGUUUCUUGAGUUUGAUCAUCGACCAAGCAUGCAGCUUAACUUAACUUCCAUCAAAACCUCAUCUGAUGGAGCCUGGCAAGGAGAUAAUCCUCUGAACCAUGCCUUUCCGCUAUUAAUACUUCAAACAACCCUAGUGCUCUUCAGCACUCGCUUCCUCGCCUUCCUUCUCAAGCCCCUCCGACAACCCAGAGUCAUUGCUGAAAUAAUAGGUGGAAUUUUGCUUGGACCUUCUGCUCUUGGCCGAAACAAGCACUUGUUUCGAUUAGUGUUCCCUUCAUGGAGCACUCCCAUACUUGAAUCUGUGGCUAGCAUUGGCCUUCUUUUCUAUCUUUUUCUUGUAGGUCUCGAACUUGAUUUUAGCUCAAUUCGACAGAGCGGCAAAAGAGCAUUUGGAAUAGCAAUUGCCGGUAUCUCCCUCCCUUUCCUGUUUGGAGUUGCUUUAUCCUUCUUUCUACGCAAAGCAGUACAUGGAGAGGACAAGGUCGGUUAUGGCCAGUAUCUUUUGUUCAUGGGAGUUGCUCUCUCGAUUACUGCUUUUCCUGUUCUUGCCCGCAUUCUUGCUGAACUCAAACUGUUAACAACCCAAGUGGGACAGACAGCAAUGGCUGCUGCCGCAUUCAAUGACGUGGCCGCAUGGAUCUUGUUGGCUCUAGCGGUAGCACUCGCCGGAAAUGGUUCCACCGGGGACUCUAGGAGCCCAUUAACAUCAUUAUGGGUUCUGAUUUCUGGAGUUGCUUUUGUUGCUUUCAUGCUGGUUUUUGUCAGACCCAUGAUGAAUUGGGUUGCCAAGAAAUGCUCCCAGCCGCAAGAUUUUCUUGACGAAGCAUGCAUAUGUGUAACCCUAGCCGGGGUAAUGCUAUCCGGGUUUAUGAGUGACCUUAUCGGGAUCCAUGCAAUUUUCGGUGCUUUUGUCUUUGGUUUAACGAUUCCUAAAGAAGGGGAAUUUGCUAGGAGAUUGAUUAUAAGGAUCGAAGAUUUCGUUUCUGGUUUGCUUCUUCCACUUUACUUUGCUUCAAGUGGGUUAAAGACAGACGUGGCUAAAAUCCGAGGGGUUCAGGCUUGGGGACUGCUAGUGCUGGUUGUGUCGACGGCAUGUGCAGGAAAGAUUCUGGGGACCUUUGUGGUGGCUAUGCUGUGUAUGAUUCCAGCAAGGGAAUCUUUGGCUCUCGGAGUGUUGAUGAACACAAAAGGAUUGGUAGAGCUCAUAGUUCUAAAUAUUGGCAAGGAGAAGAAGGUUCUGAAUGACGAGAUGUUUGCUAUUCUAGUGAUGAUGGCAAUCUUUACCAGCUUAAUGACAACUCCAACAGUCAUGGCAAUAUACAAACCUUCACGUCGUGCUUGCCAAGUAGAAAGGCAAUCACCAAGUGAUGAAAAUUCACAUGGUAUGACUCGAAUCCUGGCCUGUAUCCAGGGACCUCAAAAUGUACCAGCACUUAUUAAUCUCAUCGACUCGACCACAAGUGCAAAGACAUCCCCUCUCAAGCUCUAUGUUAUGCAUCUUGUCGAACUCACCGAUCGCUCAUCCUCCAUCAUGAUGGUUCAACGCACUCGAAAGAAUGGUUUUCCUUUCAUCAACCGCUUCUCUCCAGGAACCUCCAAAGAUCAAAUAGAAGCUGCAUUUGAGGCAUAUGGUCAUGCUACUCCACUCACGAUUCGUCACUCCACAUCCAUCUCAGCAUUAUCGACGAUGCAUGAGGAUAUUUGCCAUGUAGCUGAAGAUAAAAGGGUAGCCAUGAUUAUCUUGCCCUUCCACAAGCAAUGGAGAGAAGGGGAAGAGGACGAGGAUGUGGGACUUAAAUGGAGAGAGGUCAACCAGAAUGUCCUUAAGAACUCACCAUGCUCAGUCGCCAUACUUGUGGAUUGUGGAUUCAGUGGCAUGGAUCAGGAGGCAUACGAUGGCACGGAUCAGGAGGUAGGAACUGCUACAACAAUAUACAGAAGGGUUUGCAUUUUGUUCUUGGGUGGUCCAGAUGAUCGGAAAGCUCUGGAGGUGGGUGCCAGGAUGGCUGAACAACCAGCUAUUACUGUGACUCUAAUAAGAUUCCAGGUGCAAGCUGGGUUGGAAAGUAGGAACUCAUCGAAUAAUUUUAGAGACAAGGAAAUGGACGAAGUUGCAGUAGAAGAGUUGAGAAGAAAGUGCAAUGGAUCAGUCAAGUAUGUGGAGAAGGAUGUUAACAAUGUAAGUGAGGAAGUGCUUAAUAUAGGGCAAAGUAGAGCAUUUGAUCUUUUCAUUGUAGGAAGGGAAGUUUCAGUAGCAAAAUUAGCAGACAAUCAGGCAGAGCAUCCAGAAUUGGGCCUCAUAGGAGAUAUUUUAGCUUCAUCGCACAAUGGCAUGGCACGCUCUGUGCUAGUGAUCCAACAAAACCUCCAACGUGCCAAUGAGCACCAAUGAGACCACAACCGUAUAAAAAACCGCUCAAGACAAGGAAGCCGAUUCUGUAAUCAUAAAUAAUGAAUCCUCUGAGUGCUAAAAUAAGGAACCAAUAAUUAAUUAUCGUUAUGGGUUUUGGUAUAUGAAUUAUCACUCUUAGCUCCCUUCAGCAAAUAAGAUUUAGUUGCCACCAGAUAUGUUGAUUCA